This is a messenger RNA of Caenorhabditis elegans, 2760 nucleotides long. It is a transcript of the gene F53A10.2, whose product is annotated as Rap-GAP domain-containing protein. Gene Ontology annotation, biological process: regulation of small GTPase mediated signal transduction. Bases 1313 to 2443 code for a protein of 376 amino acids. The transcript is spliced from 11 exons. Lineage: Eukaryota; Metazoa; Nematoda; Chromadorea; Rhabditida; Rhabditidae. Gene Ontology annotation, molecular function: GTPase activator activity. The record is from RefSeq and is marked reviewed.
CACACAACCUACUUCUCGUUCGUUUUGCCGUGCCCGUCACAGUAUUGUGUCAUUAUUGUAUUCAGAAGAAGAAGAAGCCCAACAAAACUACCGGCAAGGCUAAGUGGCGGAGAAAAGCUUUGGAAAUCCCCGAAAAUCUCCAACUUUUACUACUACUCCAACUUAAAAAAUGUCUGAAACAAAAACUUCAAAAAUGACAUCAAUAUCGAAUCGAGAUGGUAUUUGUAUAAUAUCCAUCAAGGCGGCUUCCAUGGACGCCGACGAGGCGCCUAAAUCACCCGGCAAAGUGAUUUUUAGACGACAGAGCCGCCCGAUGCGGAAGAGUGUCAAGGGAUUUUUCAAAAUCACUAGACGCAAUUCGCUAAACGCUGAGGGCUACUACCGUGAUCUGGAAAGAAUGCACGAGCGGGGCCUCUUCACCACCGGAAUUAAUUAUAAUGCAGAGAAAAGCGAGGAUUUUUUAAAUAUGAUCGAGCGAAUGCAGAGCAACAGACUUGACGAUCAGCGAUGUGAAAUGCCAGAAAGGACUCACAACCCAACUUCCGGUCACCAAAAUGAGCAAACUCAUCAAAAAACCAACGGAUCCGCCGUACACAAUCAAUUGACCAGGAAUAUUAUGAAUGAGGUCCUAACAAAAGUGGGCCCAUAUCCACAAAUAGUGCUACCAUCAAAUGGAUUUUGGAUGGAUGGAGUCAAUCAACAGCACCAUAUGGAUGAUCAAGUCAAUAAUAUGAAUGUGAACAGUUGUGCCAGAUUCAAGCUGGAAACCGACGAGACUAGUCAUUGUUAUCGCCGACAUUUCUUUGGAAGAGAGCACCACGACUUCUUCGCCAACGACCCAAUCGUAGGCCCACUGGUCCUUAGCGUCCGCACAGAAGUCAUCUCCUCCUGUGACCAUUUCCGUAUCAUUCUCCGUACCCGUAAAGGUACCAUCCAUGAAAUUGUGUCAGCUACCGCACUAGCCGACCGCCCAUCGGCUUCCCGGAUGGCUAAGCUGCUCUGCGAGGAGAUCACCACUGAGCAGUUCUCUCCGGUGGCAUUCCCCGGUGGUUCUGAGCUUAUUGUACAGUAUGAUGAGCAUGUGCUCACGAAUACCUAUAAAUUUGGAGUUAUCUAUCAAAAAGGCGGACAGACGACUGAGGAGCAACUUUUCGGAAAUCCACACGGGAGCCCGGCUUUUGACGAGUUUUUGUCGAUGAUUGGCGAUUCUGUGCAGUUGAAUGGCUUUCAGAAAUACCGCGGAGGCCUUGACACGGCCCACAACCAAACGGGCCAUCAGUCCGUAUUCAGUGAAUUCAAAAAUCGUGAGAUCAUGUUCCACGUGUCAACAAUGCUACCGUAUACUAUUGGAGACGCCCAGCAGCUUCAAAGAAAACGGCAUAUUGGAAAUGAUAUUGUGGCAAUCAUCUUUCAGGAGGCUAAUACUCCAUUUGCUCCUGAUAUGAUUGCAUCAAACUUUUUGCACGCCUAUGUUGUGGUCCAACCAAUCGACGCCCUGACCGACCGUGUCAGGUACCGAGUCUCCGUGGCCGCCCGUGAUGACGUCCCAUUUUUCGGCCCAACCCUGCCAACCCCAUCGAUUUUCAAGCGAGGCCAAGAUUUCAGAAAUUUCCUGCUCACCAAGCUAAUCAAUGCCGAGAACGCUGCUUACAAGAGCUCAAAGUUCGCCAAACUUGCCGAGCGUACCAGAAGCUCGUUGCUCGACGGGCUCCACGCAACUCUACGCGAGCGUGCCGAGUUCUAUGCCACACCACUACUAGAAUCCACGUCAUCAGGUGGCGAAAGUGCUGCCACCACGUCAUCGUCAUCCAACUCAUAUGGCGGCGGGAUUUUGUCAUCUGUGAAGAAGGCGUUUAUCGGGAGAAGCCGGUCGGUUUCUCAGGAGGCUAGUCACGUACCACACCGCGCCGCCACGAUUAAUGUGACGUCACGGCCUAAAAAAUCGAUAUCCUCGACGAGUUCGUCGACCAGUGCCCGGACACACUCACCGAUUAGGGAUGAGGAGGUUGUCAAGCCAUAUAGAAAAGAAUGGGAAAUUUCAUCUCAAGAGUCUCCGGAUAACGAGCAUGAUUCGGAUACUGGAAUGGAAUCCAUGUCCUCCACAGAAAUGUCAGGUCAAACUCGGGCUUCAUCGUGCACAUUUUGUGUAGAUGACUUCCACGUGGCAGCAAAUCAUCAGUCCUCAGAUGCAAAGCGUCUCGAGACCCUUUGUGUAGAUGUUACACGACUUCAGAAUGAGAAGCACGACUUGUUACGUCAGAAUGUUAGCUGCAAAACUGAUAUUAAAAAGUUAAAGGAUCGCCAAAGUGUGCUCUCCGAGGAGCUGGAACGCGCCAACGAUGAGAUUUCGCGGCUGCGGAGGAUGCUGAAAAAGCCGUCAAACAGCGAUAUGGCGCCGGUCCACCAGCACUUUGAACGGAGCUAUUCGGAUGUUUCAGUUUGAGCAAUGAAAACCUACAAAUUCCACUAAUAUAUGUUCAGGGUACAAUUAUUUCAAUGACUUGCGGGCCUGUUUAACCUAUUUUCUCCAGUUUUUUUUGUCUGAAAUUUCACAGAAUCUUCUUCCAUCACACAAAUUCCAUACAUAUUCUCUCAAAUUUUCACCUCCAUCCCCCGAUGUUUUAUCUCCAGUUUUCACAUUUCCAGAAUUAAAAAAAAAAAUAAAUAUAUCUGAAAAUAUUUUCUAUGUACUUUUUCAUUUUUCUCCAAAUUUUCUCAUAUACAAAUUUGUCAACAAUUCGAAUAAAAAUUAAAUAUGUG